This is a messenger RNA of Calypte anna (Anna's hummingbird), 2640 nucleotides long. It is a transcript of the gene ASB2, whose product is annotated as ankyrin repeat and SOCS box containing 2. Gene Ontology annotation, biological process: intracellular signal transduction. The transcript is spliced from 10 exons. Gene Ontology annotation, molecular function: protein binding. The record is from RefSeq and is a predicted model, not a curated record. Bases 307 to 2250 code for a protein of 647 amino acids. NCBI's taxonomy places the organism in Eukaryota, Metazoa, Chordata, Aves, Apodiformes, Trochilidae.
AGAAGAACUUUAGGAUGGGUAAAAGUUUCUGCCGUGCAUCUUCAAACAGGAAAUUUGAGAUUCAGAACAACUUAUAUUUUGGCUUGUAAUCGCUGAUCAUGGGGUGAUCCAGAAAUAAACUGCAGGCUUCAAAGCGAGAGUGUCUCAAAGCUAUCCUGCAGUUGAUCGAAACAUCCAGGCAAAGCAGGGAGAUGAAUAGCAGCAAGGAUUUUCUGAAUUAAGACUUAAUCAAGAAGCUAACCCAUUUCAGCAGUAUUAUUACCCUUUUAUUUCAGAACAUAAAGGGAAGUAAAACUAAAUUAAAAAAUGGCUACGAUGGCAGCAAAUACUCAAAGACAAAUGAUAGGCUGUGAGGAAUACAGUCUGUACAGCAGCUUGAGUGAAGACGAGCUUAUAAAGAUGGCCAUCCAGCAGAGCUUGGAAGAGGACCCCGUGCGUCAGCCAGCUCCUCAGAGCCACCAGAAGUCGAUGGUGUCAGGUCCUGGUGAGGCGGCUGCCCCUGGCCAUGCCAGCAACCACCACCCCCCCUACCAUAUCUACCCCUGGCAAAGAUCAGUAGCCCAGCUACGAGGCCGUGCUCAGCCAUCCAGCUCGGGGGCAGCCUGGGGGGUCAGGCGAAGGUACGACGGGAGCCUGUCCAGCACAUCCCAACCCGUAGAACUUGACCCUGUAGUGGCAGCAAUCAGGGAUGGAGAUGAAAAAGCAGUAUUUAACAUGAUGAAAUCAGGAAAAAACCUUUCUGAACCUAAUAAGGACGGCUGGAUACCCCUCCAUGAAGCUGCGUAUUAUGGCCAAGUGGGCUGCCUGAGCCUCCUGCAAAAAGCAUACCCUGGCACAAUUGACCAACGCACACUCAAUGAGGAGACAGCUCUCUACCUGGCCACCAGCCGGGGCAACCUGGACUGCCUGCUCACCCUGCUGCAAGCUGGGGCUGAGCCUGACAUCUCCAACAAGGCCAGAGAAACACCACUCUACAAAGCCUGUGAGCGGAAAAACGCAGAGGCCGCACGACUCCUGGUCCAGUACAAUGCUGACACCAACCAUCGCUGCAAUCGAGGAUGGACUGCUCUCCACGAGGCUGUCUCCAGAAAUGACCUAGAGAUUAUUGACAUCCUUGUGAAAGGAGGAGCCAAGAUUGAGUCUGCAAAUGCCUAUGGGAUCACUUCUUUAUUUGUGGCAGCCGAGAGUGGGCAGUUGGAAGCUUUGAGAUAUCUUGCAAAAUGUGGUGCUGAUAUAAAUACUCAAGCCAGUGACAAUGCCUCCGCUCUUUAUGAAGCCUGUAAAAAUGGACACGUACCCAUCGUGGAGUUUCUUUUGUCUCAAGGAGCAGAUGCUAACAAAGCCAACAAGGAUGGCCUGUUACCUCUUCACAUAGCAGCCAAAAAAGGGAUUUGCGAGAUUGUCUCCAUGCUGAUCCCUGUCACCAGCCGCACCCGUGUCAAGCGCAGUGGCAUCAGCCCCCUGCAUUUAGCGGCUGAACGCAACAACGAUGACAUCCUGGAAGAGCUGAUUGAUGCUGGCUAUGAUGUCAACACCUCCCUCUCUAAUGAGCGGUCCUGCCUGUAUGAGGACAGACGCAGCACCCCUCUCUAUUUCGCUGUUUUUAACAACAACAUCUAUGCCACAGAACUUCUGCUGCAAGCAGGAGCCAACCCCAAUGUUGACCUCAUCAACCCAUUACUCAUCUCCAUUCGCCAUGGCUGCCUGAAGACCAUGAAACUGCUCCUUGACCAUGGAGCAAACAUUGAUGCCUAUAUAUCAAGCCAUCCCACCACAUUUCCAGCUACUAUCAUGUUUUCAAUGAAGUACCUUUCUGUGCUGAAGUAUCUGCUUGAUCUGGGCUGUGAUGCAGAUUCUUGUUUUCAGUGUCAGUAUGGAAAUGGCCCACAUCCUGCAAUAAAUUACAGACGGGACAGGCUUAAUGAUCCUCAGCUGUCCAAGGAGCCAACUGUAGUACAGUUUUGUGAGAUGGUAUCUACUCCAGAGAUGAGCCGCUGGGCUGGACCGAUCAUCGAUGUUCUCUUGGAUUAUGUGGGUAAUGUGCAACUCUGUUCCCGGCUCAAAGAGCAUAUUGACAGCUAUGAGGACUGGGCUGUCAUUAAGGAAAAAGCAGAGCCUCCACGACCUCUUUCCCACCUUUGCCGCAUCAAGGUACGAAGUGUGGUUGGAAGGAGCCGCAUUAAACUUCUCGACACCUUGCCCCUGCCCGACAGAUUGAUCCGAUACUUGCAGCACGAUGACAGACAGUGACCUCAGGCACACUGGACAAGCAGCGGCUUCCUGGCACGGCACCCAGCGUCACCAGCAUGGCAAGGGCACACAUCGUGCACAGUGGGGAGGAAUUGCUACUGGCUUGGCCAAGCACCCUGUAGUGACUAAUCUAAAAGACAUAUGCUUCUGAAGCAUGAGUGAGAAGAAAAGGGAUGAGAACAUUAAACACAGAGCUGUGGUCAGGGUUUCCAAGAGAAAACUCAUGAGGUUCACCUGAGAGCUUGAUCUGCAGUGAAAGCCAGCACUGAAAAUUGAAUGGUGCUGAAGUAACAAUCAGUGAGGAAUUCAAAGGUAUCCUGAGGUUGUGGUGAGGCUUAGCAUUCUUCCUGUGAUCACAAUUCAAAAAUAGUCAAGAGUCAACAUAUUAGA